AUGCUGCGACGAAUGCCCACGACGAUGGACGGGAAGGUGGUCGACAGACUGCAGGAGAGCACUCGCGUAUUCAAGCCCUUUAAACCGCCCACCAUUGCUGCUGUGCAGGAGCGAACCGAUUCCCUCCGGAAGCGCAAGCGCGCCGUUUCGUACAAGGGCGCUCAGAAUGAGAACGACGACGACUCGGACGACGGCGGGCGCAAGAAGAAGAAGAAGAGAGGUGAUCCGGACGAAUGCGAGCCCGUCGACAAUACGCACAAGUAUCCCGUCUUUAAGCCGAAGCCUUUCGAUCAGCUCCACAAUCGCAGGUAUUCGAUGCCAGAGAUGCGAAACAAGGAUGGCAAUAUCGUGCCCGUCGUCCUUACCAACGUGUCUCUCGGCCUACGACCACAAGCCAACCUGAUACCGAGACCACUGCACGAUCCGAUGGAGGAUCAAGCGAUCGUCCUGUACGACCCUACUAUCGACGAUCGAGAGACCGACGAGGAACGGAAGGAAAGGGAGAAGGAGGAGGCUCGCGAACAGGCGGAGAAGGCUGCAAGAGACAAAACCGUCGGCAUGUUCAACCCGCACAAGAGCCUGAGGGAGCUCCUCGGAGGAGGGAAGGAGAAGAAGAAGACGGCCCAUAAGGUUGCCGUCGUCAUCGACCCGCGCCUUACCAAGGUUCUCCGGCCACAUCAGGUCGAGGGAGUCAAGUUCCUGUUCAGAUGUACCUCCGGCAUGGUCGUCGAGAAUCAAUACGGCUGCAUCAUGGCGGACGAGAUGGGGCUCGGCAAAACCUUGCAAUGCAUUGCCCUUCUGUGGACCCUCGUCAAGCAGUCACCCCACGCGGGCAAGCCGACCAUCGAGAAGUGCAUCAUCGCCUGUCCCUCCAGUCUGGUUAAGAACUGGGCCAACGAAUUGGUCAAAUGGCUCGGCAAGGACGCAAUCUCGGCUCUUGCAGUUGAUGGCAAAGGUAGCAAAGGCGAACUUCUCGAAAGAGUGGCCCGCUGGACUGCGGCCAGCGGGCGCAAUGUCACCCAACCAGAUCGCGUCACUAAAUCGCCGAACAUGUCGAAAGUGAUGAUCGUGUCGUACGAAACCCUGCGAACGCUCACAGUUUAUCUCAACGGCUGCAAAAUCGGACUCUUGCUCUGCGAUGAAGGCCAUAGAUUGAAGAACGCUGAAUCACAGACGUAUCAGGCGCUCACCGGCCUUGACGUGAAGCGUCGUGUGAUCCUGACUGGCACACCGAUCCAGAACGAUCUCACCGAAUAUUUUUCACUGCUCGACUUCGCAAACCCUAAUUAUCUCGGCACUCGGAACGAAUUCCGAAAGAACUUUGAGAACAUCAUCAUCCGCGGACGAGAUGCCGACGCCACGGACAAGGCGAAGGAAGACUGCGAGAAGAAGCUCAAAGAGCUCAGUGGACUGGUCACCAAAUUCAUCAUCCGGCGCACGAAUGACCUGCUGUCCAAAUAUCUGCCCGUCAAGUACGAACAGGUCGUGUUCUGCAAGCCAUCGCCGCUUCAGUUGUCGUUGUAUCGCCUCUUCAUUGCCUCCCCCGAGAUCAAAGCCCUCUUGCGCGGCAAAGAGUCACAGCCUCUGAAGGCCAUCAACGUUCUCAAGAAGCUAUGCAAUCAUCCAGAGUUGUUAGAUCUGCCGAAAGACUUGCAUGGAUCAGGCUCAUUAAUCCCCGACGACUUUUGCGGGAUGGGAGAGAGCGCAACCAGGAGCGGAGGCUCCAGUUCCCGAAGCCGCGGUGGCGGCGGCGCACAGAUCGUGCACCCCGAGUGGAGCGGGAAAUUCGUCGUGCUUGAUAGGUUCCUUGCGCAAAUAAACGCGGGGAAUGCGGACAAGGAGAAUAAGGACAAGAUUGUGUUGAUCAGCAACUACACGCAAACCUUGGAUUUAUUCGAGCGCCUCCUUCGCGCCAGAAAUGGUUACUCUAACAGGUACCAUUACUACCGCCUGGAUGGUACCAUGACCAUUCCGAAGCGUCAGAAGCUCGUGGACGACUUUAACAACCCGACCAGCAAGGAGUUCAUCUUCUUACUCAGCAGUAAAGCCGGCGGAUGCGGUAUCAACCUUAUUGGGGCAAACCGAUUGAUAUUGUUCGAUCCUGACUGGAAUCCUGCCGCUGACCAGCAAGCGCUUGCCCGAGUCUGGCGUGAUGGCCAGAAGAAAGCUUGCUUUGUCUAUCGUUUCAUCAGUACGGGUACCAUCGAAGAGAAGAUAUUCCAACGGCAGGCGUCCAAGCAAGCCUUGUCCUCAGCCGUCGUCGACGAGAAGGAAGACGCGGAACGCCACUUUUCCCUCUCGCAGCUCAGAGAGCUGUUCCUGUUCAACGAGAACACGCUCUCGGAAACGCACGAGACGUUCAAGUGCAAGCGGUGCAAGAACGGCAAGCAGCUCAUCAAGGUACCUGCGAUGUUGUACGGCGACGCUAGCACAUGGAAUCAUUAUACCAAUCCCGAAUUAAGGAACAAUCACGACGACCUCUUGCGUCAGGAAGUCAGCUUGCCAGAGGUGUCUUUCGUGUUCCAAUAUAUCAGCCAUUGA
Punctularia strigosozonata HHB-11173 SS5 is the source of this 2541-nucleotide messenger RNA. Its product is annotated as SNF2 family domain-containing protein. Gene Ontology annotation, molecular function: hydrolase activity, acting on acid anhydrides; ATP-dependent chromatin remodeler activity; DNA translocase activity. Gene Ontology annotation, cellular component: nucleus. The coding region runs from base 1 to 2541 and encodes 846 amino acids. NCBI's taxonomy places the organism in Eukaryota, Fungi, Basidiomycota, Agaricomycetes, Corticiales, Punctulariaceae. The record is from RefSeq and is a predicted model, not a curated record. The transcript is spliced from 12 exons. Gene Ontology annotation, biological process: reciprocal meiotic recombination; double-strand break repair via synthesis-dependent strand annealing.